UGAAUCGACCUAGCAUAUGGUCAAAGUUGUAAUAUAUAUGAAUAUUGAUGUCAUUCCAAUGACUCAAAUCUUUAUAUAAGACCGACCAAGUGCCACACCCUCAACAUCAGAGAACUUUUACUCAUAGUCACCAUGGCAAUGGCAUUCAAGAUGGCCACGACUGGAAUGUGGGUGGCUGAGGAGUGCAAGAACUCUUUCAUGGAGAUGAAAUGGAAGAAGGUGUAUAGGUACAUAGUGUUCAAGAUCGAUGAGGGAUCGAGGCUGGUCACCGUCGAUAAGGUCGGUGGGCCAGGCGAAGGCUACGAUGAGCUCACCGCAUCAUUGCCGGAGGAUGAUUGUCGAUACGCAGUGUUUGAUUUCGACUUUGUCACCGUUGAUAAUUGCCGGAAGAGCAAGAUCUUCUUCAUAGCAUGGUCCCCAACAGCAUCAAGAAUAAGGGCAAAAAUUCUGUAUGCAACAUCCAAAGCUGGGUUGAGGAGAGUGCUGGAAGGCAUCCACUAUGAACUGCAAGCAACCGACCCAACCGAGAUGGGGAUAGAUGUCAUCAAGGACAGGGCCAAAUAGAUCGAUGUGAUCAGAAUAUAGCUAAAACCAUGUAAUGUACAUGCAUGGCAUCUUGCUUUUAUUUAAUGACACCAACCACAAGAACUUUUCUUGUUAUUUUCCACAUUUUCUAGAUAACUAGCACUAAUGUGACCUAAAUACCUAAUCUUUUAAUUUGUAAUGAUAAUUAUGUC
Messenger RNA from Juglans microcarpa x Juglans regia, 737 nucleotides. RefSeq names its product actin-depolymerizing factor 5-like. Gene Ontology annotation, biological process: actin filament bundle assembly; actin filament depolymerization. The record is from RefSeq and is a predicted model, not a curated record. Bases 133 to 564 code for a protein of 143 amino acids. Gene Ontology annotation, molecular function: actin filament binding. Gene Ontology annotation, cellular component: cytoplasm; actin cytoskeleton. NCBI's taxonomy places the organism in Eukaryota, Viridiplantae, Streptophyta, Magnoliopsida, Fagales, Juglandaceae. The transcript has 3 exons.